AUGUUUGUUUUCUUAAAGAAAUUACUUCAACAUAUACAUCCACUUCUAUAUCUACAACUACAGUCAGUAAGUAUCUCAUGUAUUCCAUCAACAAAUUAUGUCCUCAGCUAUACAACUUCACCACUCAGCUAUGCACAACAGACCUAUAGUUUUACAGCACAACAUAGCGGUUUUGCAACUUUAGAGUUUGGUUUCAAGGCAAAAAAUUCAGCUUUCACUUGGCAUCUUGAUGAUGUCAGUAUCAUUGAUACAAGUGUAUUAAAUAUUGAAAUGCUUGUAAACGGCAAUUUUCAAACUGGUACCUUAAUUGGCUGGCAGGUAUUAUGUUCGAAUACCAAUUGUGGAGGAACAGGUGGUAGUCUAGUGCAGACAACGUGUCACACAGGCUCAUUCUGUUAUAAAGGUGCAUGUGCAGGCAAUUAUGAUUAUUUACGUCAGUCUUUUCCCAUAACAAUCGGGCAUAUUUAUGCAUUAAGCUUUUGGGUAUACACCGAUGGGCAUAGUAGUCAAGCUGCCUAUGUUAAUAUCAGUUAG
Adineta steineri is the source of this 534-nucleotide messenger RNA. The record is from the annotation of a GenBank genome assembly. Lineage: Eukaryota; Metazoa; Rotifera; Eurotatoria; Adinetida; Adinetidae.